Quercus lobata is the source of this 879-nucleotide messenger RNA. RefSeq lists its product as uncharacterized. NCBI's taxonomy places the organism in Eukaryota, Viridiplantae, Streptophyta, Magnoliopsida, Fagales, Fagaceae. Bases 1 to 879 code for a protein of 292 amino acids. Gene Ontology annotation, molecular function: RNA-DNA hybrid ribonuclease activity; nucleic acid binding. The record is from RefSeq and is a predicted model, not a curated record. The transcript has 2 exons.
AUGGUUGCUGAACUCAUAGACCCAGAUACAAGGUGGUGGGAUAGAGAGUUUAUCAUGCAAAAUUUUAACCAUGAAGAUGGGGAAGUUAUACUGCGUGUGCCACUAAGUAGAAGAGUUAUAUCUGAUUCUCUGUUUUGGACCUUCACCAAGUCAGGAGAAUACAUUGUGAGGUCAGGGUAUCAUGUGGCUCGACAAUUGCAAAAGGAGGUGGAUUGGGCAAAGAGUUCCAAUGGAGUUGUGGGAGGUGUUGUAUGGAGGGCUCUGUGGAAGCUGAAGGUGCCAAACAAAAUCAAAGUGUUUGGCUGGCGAGCAUGUCGCAAUAUUCUGUCCACCUGGGUGAAUUUGGUGCACAGGAGGAUCAUCCAGGAUAAUAGGUGUGAGGUGUGUAAGUUUGAAGCUGAAACGGGAAUACAUGCUUUGUGGAAAUUUGGAGUGGCGCGGGACGUAUGGGCAGGUUGCUUGGCACAUUUGCAGAAGUGUGUUGGAGACCAAGCUGACAUGCUUCAGCUUAUGGAGGAGCUGAUUGGCCGUUUGUUCUCUGAUGAACUUAAGCAUUUCCUUGUCCAAGCCUGGAUUAUUUGCAACGAAAUGGCAUAUUACAUGGGAAGCAGCUGCAACCACCUGAGUCCGUCAAGAUGGAGACCACCCCCUGUAGCUUGUUUCAAGCUUAACUUUGGCGGUUCGAUCUUCCAGGAAGGUGGUGCCUCUGGUAUUGGAGUUGUUAUUCGUAAUGAUAGAGGGGAAGUCAUGGCGGCUCUGUUGGCAAAGGGUCCACCAGUGAUGUGCAGCGAAGAGGCCGAGAUACUAGCUUGUCGCAGUGCAGUGGAGUUUACGGUGGACUGUGGAUUUUUAGAACUGGUUCUUGAGGGAGAUAAUUAA